This is a messenger RNA of Sceloporus undulatus (fence lizard), 2729 nucleotides long. RefSeq names its product C-C chemokine receptor type 5-like. The transcript has 6 exons. The coding region runs from base 607 to 1677 and encodes 356 amino acids. The record is from RefSeq and is a predicted model, not a curated record. Gene Ontology annotation, cellular component: cytoplasm; membrane. Gene Ontology annotation, molecular function: chemokine receptor activity. NCBI's taxonomy places the organism in Eukaryota, Metazoa, Chordata, Lepidosauria, Squamata, Phrynosomatidae. Gene Ontology annotation, biological process: immune response; inflammatory response; chemotaxis.
UUCCCUCAUUUCCAGUCCCUCUUUCUCACUCCUGUGCCUCUCUCUCUUUCUUCUCGCACAAUUCAUGUCAAAAUGACUCCUCUUCCAAUUCUCUUCUCUUUCUCCCUGCCACUACUCCUGUCUAAAUGUUUUCUUCCCUUCUCUUUGUCUAGGUAGGAAUGCCCUUGUACACCAAAGCGAGUUUGCAUGGGGGAAAUGUGUGGCUGGUAAUACUGAUCUCUCUUCGUUUUAACAAUUUGUCUUAAUACAGGAAAUGAUAGAUUUCUUUCAAUCUGAGCAUAGAAUCUUGUGAUUUGCUUAGUCACAAAAGUGGAGACUUUCUUCUCAUCAACAAGACACUUGGAGUGAAAACUUGUUAAGGACAGAAAGAUGUACCAGCACUACAAACUAUUUUGAUCAGCGCCACAAAAAACCAUCUCUCACUUCUUGGGUCCAGCUGCUGACCAGGAAAAAUAAGAAGGCCAUACUGUGGAAUUAAGGAUCCAAAAGAAAUGCUUUUUGGUCUCACACUCUGACAGCCAGGUUUAUGCAUUCUAAUAUACUAUCCAAAAGUGAUAUACUUGGAACACACAGUUCUAUACUUGAGGAAGAGAAGGAGAAAGGAAGAUGAAUACUUCUAUUGGAAUACUGGAUGAGUUCACCACAACUUUCAACUAUGAUGAUAUAAUAGAACCAGUCUAUAAUACUCAUGUCAACAUAUUCACUUCCUAUUUUGUGCCACCACUUUACUCAUUGGUGUUUAUAUUUGGCCUGCUGGGAAAUGCACUUGUUGUGCUGAUCCUCAUCAAAUACAAGAGACUCAAGAGCAUGACCGACAUCUACUUGCUGAAUCUGGCCAUCUCUGACUUGCUUUUCAUUAUCUCGCUUCCAUUUUGGAUUUAUUAUGUAGCACAUGAGUGGGUAUUUGGCAAUGAAAUGUGCAAAAUCUUCUCUGGAAUCUACAGUGCGGGUUUCUUCAGUGGAAGCUUCUUCAUCAUUCUUUUGACAGUCGACCGGUACCUGGCAAUUGUUCAUGCAGUGUUUGCACUUAAAGCUAGGACAGUUCUCUAUGGUACCCUCUCAAGUGUUGUCACAUGGGCUGUAGCAAUAUUAGCUUCUAUUCCUGCAUUCAUAAUUUACCAUGUUCAAAAGGAAAAUGAGAAAUGCAAAUGCAACUUUUUUUAUCCUCUUGGAAAGGAAAAAGAAUGGAGGCAAGUUAUAACUUUAAUGACAUUCACUUUGGGCUUAGCCAUUCCAUUAGUCAUAAUGGUGUUCUGUUACAUUCGGAUUAUAAUGGUUUUGAUGAACAUUCACAAUGAAAGAAAGAGGAAAGCCGUCAAGAUUAUUUUUCUCAUAAUGAUUGUUUAUUUCAUUUUAUGGAUGCCAUACCACAUUGCCAUUUUAUUGCAGACCUAUCAAGAUGUAUUUUUUUCAGUUGACAAAUACAUUGAUAGUGAUGGCAAUCUGAGACUGGCCAUUGAAGUGACAGAAGUCAUUGCUAUGAUUCAUUGCUGCCUCAAUCCUGUGAUCUAUGCCUUUGUGGGGGACAAAUUUAGGAAAUAUCUCUGUAUCUUUUUCCAAAAGCAUGUAGCAGUAUACUUCUGCAGGCUUUAUACAGGUCGACACUGCUCUAAAUUAGAACGGUCUACUUCCUCCUACAUAAGUACAACAGAACAUGAUAUUUCUACUGGUUUGUAAAGUGCCUUUCAGCUGUGUAUAUUUUUGAGUCUUUUCUUAUUGUAGUUUCAUUGUGUGAGUAGGAAUAUCAGAGUGGUAAGAGGGAGCAGAAAACAAUAUGUUAUGCUUGAUGAUCCUAUGGAUUUUGGAAGGAAGCCCUUUCGAUAAUUCUUCCUACCUGUAAAGGGAAUGGCUCACAUGAAAGGAACUAUCCUGAGUACUGAACCUAUCUGAGGCUGGUUCAGCAUCUUGGAUAGUGCCUUUAAGGUUUGUCCUAAAACCCAGAGCAGAUUCACUGUUGUGAAUGGCAAUAGACACAACCAAGCUUCAGUAUGAGCAUUUGAGGAACAGCCAGCGCAGAGGGAAAUAGCCACAAUCGGAGCAGCCCCAGAUGUUCUAGUAUCAGCCUACAUAGGAAAGGCAGGCUAGAGCACAGGGACAUUGCUGGAUGCAGUAUUGGCACUGCUCAUGUAAACAUCUUUCCCAGUUCUGAUAUCUUGGCCUUGAUUCUUGUGACCUCUAGCAAUGGCUUCUCCAGCUUAUCCUUCUGCACAUUCCUCCACCUGCUCUGUUUCGCUCUGACAGAUUUUAUCAGCUUUUGACAUCUGGACUCUCCUUAGCUACAUUCUUCACUGAGUUAUUUUCAACAACUUUCUGACUCUAGCCACCAGCCUUCACUGCUUCCGGGAAGAAGUACUACAACAGAAGAUAACAGGAAGAUUGUGGUCCCUUCUCAUGAUGCAAUUCUAGCACAUUCAUACCAUCUUAACUGCCACACCUGGAUCCUACAGAAUCCUGAGAUUUGUACUUUUAUGAGUCAUUUAGAAUUCUCAUUUAGAAAGCUGUAGUACCUCACCAAACUGCAAAUCUAGUAUCCCACAGGAUGUUAUCAUUAGUUAAACUGAAUCAUAGCACUAUAAUAUUGUAACAUGAAACAGGCCUAUAUCAAACAUAUGCUGAUGGGCAGAGAUGUAAUUUUUGUAAGAGAUGCAAAUUUGUAAAAAAAAAACCCAACAACCUUGCAAUUUUUUUUACAUAAAAUACUGGAAUAAAACUGAAAUUUAAUAAAUAAA